UUAAUGCUCACAUCAAUUCUGAGAAGAAAUUGUUGUUCUCGUUUUAUAUGAGAAAAGAGACUCGGGGAGGUCUCCUAAUAUCAACACAAACUUCCAGUGUCAAAAUACACGCUAAAAUUCAGUGUUGCCUAAUAAUAAGAAUACAUAUCAGGGGGCCAGGGAUUUAGCUCAGUGGUUUCGCCGCCUGCUGCGCAAGCCCAAGGACCCGAGUUCGAUCCCUGGUACAAAAAAAAAAAAAAGAAUACAUAUUAGAUACUAUUUUCCACAUAGCAAACAUUUAAAAGCGUGAGGCCUCAGGGUUCAGGCUGAUUCCAAGGGUCGCAGGUCAGAGCAGGGUGGACAGAGGCGCUCAGCACGGCAGGAACGGCGCGAACGUGGCGGGCGCCCCCUGGAGGCCGUGCGCAUUCCUCCGCGCAGUGGCGCGCUUGCAUCCUCGGCUCAAAGCGCUUGGCUCCAGCAGGGAUGGAGCUGUCUGCGGCGGACCAGGCAGCGGUGCGCGCACUGUGGAAGAAGAUGGGUACCAACGUCGGCGUCUAUGCGACCGAGGCCCUGGAGAGGACCUUUCUGGCCUUCCCCUCCACCAAGACCUACUUCCCACACUGGAACCUGAGCAUCGGCUCCGCCCAAGUCAAAGCCCUCGGCCAGAAGGUGGCCGACGCGCUGACCCUCGCCGUGGACCAGCUGUACGACCUGCCGGGAGCACUGUCAGCUCUGAGUGACCUGCACGCACACAAGCUUCGCGUAGACCCGGCCAACUUCCACCUCCUGGGCCACUGUCUCCUGGUGACCCUCGCCCGGCACUACCCUGGAGACUUCAGCCCUGCUAUGCAGGCGUCACUGGACAAGUUUCUGAGCCUCGUGACUUCAGCCCUGACCUCCAAGUACAGCUGAACUGGGUGUGGGUGCUCAUGGGUCCCGUCUCCUCCCAGCGUUCGAGUAAAGUUCCCCAGAGCCCUGUA
This is a messenger RNA of Heterocephalus glaber (naked mole-rat), 959 nucleotides long. RefSeq names its product hemoglobin subunit theta-1. Gene Ontology annotation, cellular component: haptoglobin-hemoglobin complex; hemoglobin complex; blood microparticle. Gene Ontology annotation, biological process: hydrogen peroxide catabolic process; oxygen transport. Gene Ontology annotation, molecular function: haptoglobin binding; organic acid binding; oxygen carrier activity. NCBI's taxonomy places the organism in Eukaryota, Metazoa, Chordata, Mammalia, Rodentia, Bathyergidae. The record is from RefSeq and is a predicted model, not a curated record.